AAAAAAUGGUGCAAUAUGAAACAUAUAAAAAAAUCAAAAUUAAUACAAAUUAAACAAGAAUUUGUAAAUUUAAACAAUACAUUUUUAAAACUUGGUGUAUCUGUUAACGAUUUAGAGGAUGAAUGUUUUAAAAACCCUACGAAAUUGCUUCAAAAAUCAUCAAAUUAUUUUUGGUGUUUCCUACCAAUUUUAUUCACCUUUAUAUGUAUUUUAUACCAAAUUAACUUAUACAAUAAUUUAUUAAAUUAUUUUGCGGGGGUAAGAUGUAUAAUCCCAAAUAACUAUAUUAUUUGGGAGGCUACUCGUCCUAUUUCUGAUUGUAAUUAUUGUUUGAACGUAAGCAAGCCAAUAAUUUUAAAAAAUGUUUCAAGAAAUGAAUUUGCACCUUAUGCUUACACUUCAAAGCCUGUAAUAGUCAGAGAAGCAGUUUUACAUUGGCCAGCUAUUAACAUAUUUAAUUUUACAUUUUUUAAAAAUCUUUAUGAGAAUACAGAAGGUGGUUAUAAAAGUGUGGAUGAAGAAUGUCAAUUUCUUCAUUUCAAAUCAAAUUUUAUUUGUUUACGUGAUGUUUUUUCUAUGAGCGAGUCUCGAAUAAAUAAUGAUAAAGGAGAGAAAUCUUGGUAUGUUGGAUGGGGAAAUUGCCACAAUCAAAUUUUACAAGAAAUGAGAAAAUAUUAUCCAAAGCCACAUUUCUUGCCUGAGGAUUGUGAAAUCCCAUCAAAAGAGUAUGUUUUUAUGGGAUAUGAUGAUGGCGCAACAAUGCAUUUGGAUUUUAUAAGCCGUCUUAUGUGGCAGGCUCAACUUAAAGGAUCUAAAAAGUGGAUAUUGAAACCUUCCCCAGAGUGUGACAGUAUUUGUGAAACCUUAUCAUUUAUUGUUAACCCUGGUGAUGCUGUUUUAAUUGAUACAAGAGUGUGGUAUCAUCAAACAAUUAUAAAGCCAGGAGAAUUUAGCUUAUCCAUAACUUCUGAGUAUGGAUAAAAAGAAUUUAAUACAUUAAAAAAUGCAAUUUUUAUUAUAUUCAUUCAGUAGAAUUGUAUAUCAAUUGAUGUAGUGCCAUUUUAAAUCAUUAUUUAAAAUAAUAAUUAUAUUAUUUAUUAUUUACAAACAGGAUUUUGUGUCAAUAUUUAUGUAAUUAUGAUUAAUGUUUAAACUUUAUGAUACAUUUUAUAUGUCAAAAUGUAGUAUAUUUAAAUUUAGUACAAAAUUAGUUUGUAGUAUACGUAUCUUGCCUCUUUAAAGUGCCAUUUUUUGCAAUACUUUUUAAAAUGUACAAAUGGUUUUUUUAAAUAAAAAUUUAAAUAAG
Messenger RNA from Onthophagus taurus, 1306 nucleotides. RefSeq lists its product as uncharacterized. Gene Ontology annotation, molecular function: 2-oxoglutarate-dependent dioxygenase activity. NCBI's taxonomy places the organism in Eukaryota, Metazoa, Arthropoda, Insecta, Coleoptera, Scarabaeidae. The record is from RefSeq and is a predicted model, not a curated record.